Platichthys flesus (European flounder) is the source of this 4244-nucleotide messenger RNA. RefSeq names its product family with sequence similarity 163 member B, genome duplicate a (gene fam163ba). Bases 1055 to 1585 code for a protein of 176 amino acids. The record is from RefSeq and is a predicted model, not a curated record. The transcript has 3 exons. NCBI's taxonomy places the organism in Eukaryota, Metazoa, Chordata, Actinopteri, Pleuronectiformes, Pleuronectidae.
CAUCUCCCAGUCUGCCCUCUCCAGGCUGCGUUCUCUCACUGGCUCCGGAGGCACUCGGAGGAGCCACCUCUGGAUCGAAAGCGCAUUUCACUCGCCUCUGCGCGCGUGCAUGCAGCGCUGGACGUCGCUCCGCAGAAAUCUACAAUUACACGGAGCUCUAGCAACAACAACAGCCCUUCCUCUAGGUUUUAUUCUGUGGGCAGCAGCUGCGAGCACUUUGGAGCAUCUGGGCAGGUCGGUCUUUAUCGAGAGAGAUGGGACGCUAUGAGAGAAACAUAGAGGAGAGGGAGGAGAUAGCAUAGAUAAAGAAAAAAGGUCGGAAAGAGGAGCGCGCAAGAACGAAAUCCGGGACCUGGAGCAGCUCCACAGCAAGUAUCUGACCUCCUCCUCCUCCUCCUCUUCCUCGGACGGUGGCUAAACUGGUUGUUGAAAUGGAGAUGUCGAGAGUUGCGUCUCCUCCUCCAACACACGCGCUGCUGAGGCUGCUCACGAUGAUGAUGCUGAUGAUGGUGUUUGCGUAGGAGUGCUUUAUUUUGCGGCCAGCGUUGGUUAACCAGUCUCUAUUCUGUUCAAACAACUCCAGACAAGCGCUGGAUGCAACUGCGUGUGCGUGGCUGCAGGCGGCACAAAAAGACCUCUCCCAGAAAUCAGCUUUAUUUCUGCUCUCUAUAAUUGGAGCUCGUUUUGGGAGAGUUUUUCACUUCUCUCUCUCUUCGAGUAUGGAAUCGGACAUGAUAUUAUUUUGGAUGUGAAUGACAAGAGUGUGUUUGGAAAAGUAGAAACAAACAGCAUUAACGAGAGGAUUUUGCUUAAAGGACUCACAACUGGAACGGAUCAGUUGUUCGAGGCUUUUCCUGCACCCCCAUUGAAAUCAGUGUUCGGCUGAUUACAUUAUCAAACACUGGGGACUUCUUCCUGUUCCAUUGCUCUCAUUGCUCGGGGGCUGAGAAGCGGCAGAGGUCGGGACCUGAGCUCCGAGGAGCCCCCACCACCUUCGAUGUGACACAAAUGAAUUCCUCUUAUCUCUGAAGGGUGUUGAUGGAGAGCCAUUCGAAUGACAGCCGGGACAGUGGUCAUCACUGGUGGAAUUCUUGCUACGGUUAUAUUACUCCUUAUCAUCGCAGUACUGUGCUACUGCAGGCUGCAGUAUUAUUGCUGUAAGAAGGAAGAGUCGGAGUCGGAGGAGGAGGAGCCCGACUUUGCCGUUACGUCCCGCCUACCGCCGGUCCACUCCAAUCAUAACAUUGUGGCGGCGACGGCCGCCGCCUCCUCCAUCCCCAAUGGCCCCGCCUUGUUCUCCACCCCUCCGCUGGCCAGGAAACUGACUCGCUCACAGACCUUCUGUCCAUCCUGUACACACUAUGAGAUGCCUUUCUACCUCCAGCCCCCUCAGCCACAGAUCCACCACCAACCAGAUGGGUUGAGGAACGGCGGCGACCGGAUCAGCUACCGCAGCGUCCAGCAGCAGGAGCUGGACCUGCCAGUGCCUGUGAACAUUUCAAACUAUCGCAAACCAAACCUCGCCCGGUCUGUCACCAUGAGGGACAUGUUUGCACGCAGCUGCAGCAUCAGCACUGAUGUGUAGCUGCCUGGAACUUGGCGUAGGUUUAUGAUUAAAUGGCUCGUGAAGGCCUAGGAUGGACUGGGCUUGAGUCAGACUUGUUUUUUUCGUCAUCUUGACCAGUUUAGUCCAGUCUUCUAUUGUGUGAUGUAGUCUGGUCUCAUUCUCCUGGUCGCCUCUUGCAGAAUGGAGGACUCAGAUGGCUCUCAGGAUUGCAUUUUUAAAGGUACUAUGCUCCGGUCCAGGACCUUACACUUGGACCAAUAUAGAACUAAAAGUAUUUGUUGAAUUAAAAAUGUAAAAUUAUCAAUAACAUGAACUUGUUUUGAAUAUUUCUUCUUUUUGAUUUUUGAAAAAUAAUGGAAUUGGUUUUGAGAUUGGAGUAUAUUUGCUUCGCCCUACUUCCCCCGGCCUUCUCUACCCAUGGCCUGAAAGACAGAGAGAUUCCCUCUAUGUCAUGAUUGGCAGGGAUUUACUCUCUGCCAUAGCUGCUACAAACACAAUACGAUUAGGAGAAGUCCGGUGAUUUCCUUUUUUCUAUUGGGAUGAUCUGUCUCUUCCUCCAUCCACAGAUUAUGGAGAUUAUAAAGUAUAACUCGCCACCAGUGGAAGGACUAGAGAACAGAGGCGGGGGGGGGGGGGUCUUGUCAUGUUUUAGCUGCCACCCACAAACAUUUUAAAUGGAUCCAACUUAAGGCCAUAAUAUUUUAAGACAUAAAGGGCUCAUGGAAGAUGUAAAAAUAAAAGCGGCUUGUUUUCCACAUCCUGUCAUGGAGGUCUCCGGUUUGACGAGAGGCUGGUUUCUCUGAGCGCCUGCUAACAACACCGAGUGUGUAAACAACAUUGUACACUUAAUUAGAGAAAGACCUCAGUGUUUUUACAGGCAGGGUGGAUGAUAGGUGCCAAAGGGGGCUGGGCUCUUGUAUUUGUGUGCAUAUGUGUGAGCGUGCCUGAAUGCGUGUGUGCUGUGUGUGUGUGUGUGUGUGUGUGUGUGUGUGUGUGUUUGUGUGUAACUUGAUUGAUUGUUAUAUUUAUCUCAUACCAUUAAACACCAUCUGUCACCGCUAUGAACCCAGUGUUGGGUUGCAAUAACAUUUCAAACAUCUAUCAUAAAGCGUAAAAUUGUGAGGUAAAGUUUCUAGAAACCCUUUUCGUAAAAGGUGGUUCAAGGGACGACUCGGGGCAAUGUAAUCUGGAACCAGUUCUUUGUGUUUAGACAGCCAGAGAACCAGCUCUCGAAUUUAGUUCCAACACAUGAAGAAGAAAGGCUGGUGGUGGGAUUAUUGUGACCAAUAAGACCAACGAACACAUUGCAACCACCAUUUAAAGAAAAAUCCAACUGAGCUUGCGUUCUGUGUAGUCAGCAAAGAAGAUUAGAUAUUUUGAAGUAUUGACCAGUCAUGUUCAGAUGCCAAUGUUCCUUUGCAAAGCCACGACUAACACUUGAAAAGAGACCCUGUCGUCCUCCAUUGUCAAUGUUGAUGUUUGAAGUCGCCGCUAGUGUUUCUGGGUAAUCGGAGAUGAAAUGGUUUGAGCCCCUUGCAAAGGAAACUGUUUUUUAACCAAGUCAGAAACAGCCCUGGCACCAGGUUCACUUUGGUUGAAAUAGGAGAACAUGUGCCACUUCACCCUAAAUUCAACUAAAAUCCAUUUCCAUGCAAAGAAUGUCCCAAACAGCAGAAAGGAGAAACUCUUGAGUCGGUUACUUUCCUGAUUAAUGCUGUAACACAGGUUCAAGCUGUGGGUGUCACUCAGACGCAAACGGGUGUUUUUAUGGCAACACUUCUAAAUUCAUUAUCGUUCUCCACUGAUGGAUCAGUUUGUGGUCUGCAAAUCCUUGUGUUGUCGCUGAUUUCACCUUUAAAGACACAUGUAUAAAUAUUUAACAGGCCAUAACAAACACUACAGUCGCUCUCUCGACACGUUGGACUGAGGAGUAUUUGCUUUUGCUCCUCUGACUUCUUGGGAUUGUUCUUUUUUUUUUUUGGACUGGGGUGCUGAUAUUCAGACUGAAGGAGCAGCGGCUGAGUUUUAUAGACACACAUUUAAUGAAUGAAAGUAUUUACUGGUGGCGGUGUGAGGAGUUUGAAGCUGAUUGAAUGUCCCUUCUUAGAUAACCCCUCCCCCACGGCGCUGCCCAAAUGGAUGGUUAAUCCUCUCUCUCUCUCUCUCUCUCUCUCUCUCUCUCUCUCUCUCUCUCUCUCUCUCUCUCUCUCUCUGUCUCUAUCUAUUGGAUUUCAUCAAAAAUCAUGCUCAUUAUUUUCCAAAGAGUAAAACAGUAACUGACGUUGUUUUUAGUUUUUCCUCUUGUGAAAUGUGCUUUCCUGCUAAUACACCACAACACAAUACUCACACACACACACACACACACACACACACACACACAUUAGUUUGUCAAUGCUAUGCUUUUCUUAUUUUUUAAACUGAAACUAUGUGACAGUCGCACAGGAAUUGUAGUGCCAUAAUGAAUACUAGAAGAAAUAUUAUUAUUAUUAUCAUUAUCAUUAUGUUUACUAGUGUAUAUUCAAAUGCAGUGUUGCUUUUACCUUAAAGUAUCUGAAUUACUCGCGUUAUUUUAUGAGCUAGCUGGUUUUUCAGACUCAGUACAGUACAGCAGAAAUGUUCCUUGUUUCUAAUGUAUAACUAACGAACACAUUGUUGCUAAUAAAAUGUUGUGAAAAUC